Molecule: messenger RNA, 780 nt
Organism: Aspergillus affinis
Lineage: Eukaryota; Fungi; Ascomycota; Eurotiomycetes; Eurotiales; Aspergillaceae
Product: PaaI family thioesterase
Exons: 1
Coding region: 1-780 (259 amino acids)
Source: RefSeq, a predicted model, not a curated record
AUGUCCUAUUUCGUGAGAACUCUCGCGCGCUGUCUGCGCAACUCCGCGCGUUUCGCCAUCCCAUCAUCACCAUCCUCGUCCUCAUCCUCCUCCUUCUCUACCUCUUCAAUCCGCCUCGCUGCCAUUCCAGACACGCACCAUGCGCCUCCCUCACCACACCCCCAACACCCUCACUCCACCGCUACUCCCUCUCACCCCACAAACCCGACUCUCGAAUCGCAAACCGACGACCUCAUCGCCCGCCUCCCCCUCGUCCAAUCCCUGCGCUCCAACCCAUCAUACAAGGAAUCGCGCCCCCACCGAACCAUGAACCCCUCGCUCCAGCCGACGCACUUCGUCGCCGGCUCCCUCUCCGGCCCGGAAAUGGUUACCGUGCCGCCGUUCAUGUGGAUGGCGACAGAGAAGCACGCCUCCAACAAGACCCUCACCAGCCGCGUCGUGUCGGUCUUCCAUGUCGGCGCACAGCUUUGCGGUCACCCGGGAUUCGUGCACGGCGGGCUCCUGAGCGUGAUGUUCGACGAGGCGUUUGCGCGGUGCGUGUCGGCGUGCUUUCCGAGCGGGCUGGGCAUGACGGCGAAUUUGAAUGUCGAUUUCCGCAAGCCCGCGGUGCCAGAUCGUGUGUAUGUGUUGCGCGCGGAGACGGGGACUGUUGAGGGCAGGAAGGCCUGGGUGAAGGGCACGUUGUGUUCGAUGCCUGGGCAGGGGGAGGAUGGGGAGCCGGUGUUGGUGGCCGAGGCGAAGGCGUUGUUUGUGGAGCCGAAGUUUGCAGAGGUGAGUUAG